This is a messenger RNA of Hyalella azteca, 558 nucleotides long. Its product is annotated as CD209 antigen-like protein 2. The annotation marks the transcript as partial. NCBI's taxonomy places the organism in Eukaryota, Metazoa, Arthropoda, Malacostraca, Amphipoda, Hyalellidae. The transcript is spliced from 4 exons. The record is from RefSeq and is a predicted model, not a curated record.
AAUGCUGGAGAGAAUUUGGCAACGGAACCUAACGGUGGAACGAGUGCCAACUGUGCUUCUAUAUUUGAUGUCACGAGCUGGUUAUUCCGAGACAACCCAUGUACAGUUUCUUACUAUCCACUGUGCUCAAGACCUUCAGUAGAUGGUCUCUGCGAGUAUCCUUUUGUUUUGGUUGGCACUCAGUGUGUUCACAUAAUUACGACCGGAUACCGAUGGCACGAGGCUCGUAACCAGUGUGUGCUGGUCGGUGGGGACCUGUUUGUUGUAGACGACUGCGAUCAGUACCACAAGGUUGCCCUCUACCUCUCUGAACAAGGUUACCCAUACUUUUGGAUCGGGGGCUCCGAUGAGGCCGAGGAAGGGCAAUGGCGCUGGGUUGACGGUUCGCCGAUGACCAUGCGACUGCCUUACUGGUCAACUUUGAAUAGUGGACCGCUAGAACCCGACAAUCCUGGCAAGCAGAACUGCCUGGAGCUGAACUGCGCGUGGAUGUACCGCUUCAGCAGCGCGUGGUGCAGUGAUGCAAGACGGGUGAUCUGUGAGGCAGACCCCAUCUAG